ACGAAGGGGCGGGGAUUAAGAGUCGUAAAUGAGAGCGUUGUUGGUCGUGUACACAGGUGAGCUUCAGUCUCGCUGUGGGUCGGGGAAACCAUGGGGAAACUACAGCAGUUUGAGAUCACAUUUGACAAAAACAAAGUGGUGUACAGUCCGGGCGAGUCUAUCUCUGGAACCGUGACAAUACAACUGGGCCAGCCGCUGCUGUGUAAAGCUAUCAAAGUGAACUGCAAUGGUUUUUGUGGCAUCACCAACAAGGUGAAUGACGCGGCAUGGGUGGUGGAGGAACAGUACUUCAACAGCACCAUCUCUGUUGCAGACAAAGGAACCCUGAAACAGGGCGAACACACUUUUCCUUUCAAGUUCCUCAUACCAGCCUCUGCUCCGACAUCUUUUGAAGGCAAUUAUGGUAGGAUCAUUUACAGAGUGAGGGCUUUUAUUGACACACCACGAUUUGCCAAGGACUACAACACAGAGAAGGCUUUCUACCUGCUCAGCCUUCUAAACCUGAAUGAACUGCAGGACAUAUGGGGAAUCUGUUCAUCUGCAGUGACCCAGCAGUUCACCUACAUGCUUAUGAAAACUGGCACAGUGGUCCUGAAAGCCCAAACCGACAUGAAGGGUUACACACCAGGCCAGAUCAUCCAGGUGACGGCCAACAUCCACAACCAGUCUGGGAAGUCCAUAGGAAACAUAGCAGCCAGCUUGAUGCAGAGAGUGACCUACGAGACAAAGAGGCCCACCCAUGAUGUCAGGACAAUCGCAGAGGUGGAGGGUGGUAUGGUGAAAGCUGGCAAGGAGGUGGAGUGGAAGGACCAGAUUAUUGUUCCUCCUCUUCCCCAGUCCUCCCUCACUGGCUGUGAUCUUAUAAAGAUUGAAUAUUUUGUCAAAGUCAGUCUAAAGUCUCCAGAUGUCCAGUUGACGUUACCCAUUCAAAUCGGGAACGUCUCAUUAGACAAAAAACUGCGCCCUUCCAAAAAAGCUGCUCCUCCUUCCUCUGCAAGAGCUGAAGAUACACCGGCUUCUACCUCUACCUCUACCCCUGACACUUCCACCUCCAAUGCUGUUGCCACCCCCGCAAUGCCCCCUCGUCCUGCUCCAAAACCGGCUCCUCGUCCUGCACCUCGCUCCAGGCUGUCCUCCCACAAUUCCCCUAGUGCUCCUCCAGCCGAUUACCACCAGGGAGCAGAGGGUGGGCUUCCAGUUAACGAUGGCUUCCCCAAUAAGCGGCAGUCUCAGCUAGUGUCACCGAAUGCUUUCAGCUAUGCCCCUGGCCUCUUUUUCUCCCAAAACCAGCAACACAAUGGGGUUGGCAAUGCACCCAGUGAGUGCACAGGGGCCACAGCACCUUACCCAGAUGAGAGUGCUGGCUUAAUGCCAACACAACUCAUCCUGCCUCCAGACUAUGGGACCUCAGCAUAUCCACAAGAGGCUCCUCCUUCUUAUGAUGAGAGCUGCAACACAUGAAGUGAAGAAGCAGCAACCUCAAACCAGGAUGGUGAUUUAUUCAUUUAUCAAACAAAAUGUUGAACUAAAACUGCAAUUCUUGUACCAUAUUGCUGCAUUUCCAAGAGAAGAGUCCUGCCAUUUUAAAAGGCUGUAACUGAUUGGACAAAAUGAUUGCAAGACAGAAACUUUCAUGUAGCCUUGUAUGAAAAGUUUUUUUUUUAGGCCUUUUUUAACCCACAGAUUUUGUGUAAGUUUAAAGUUUUUCUAAAUGUAGGAGACAGAGCAUUUUGAAUUGAAAUGAAAGUGAAUUGUACUCAAAUUUUAUUACCUCAGUGAACAAGUUCCUUCAUUAACCCAGCGGGGGUUUUCUCUCCUUCAGAUCAGCCAUAGCCAAUCAACACAGGCUUUUUUAAAAUCAAGCUUUGGUGUACUUUUAGCACUUUGAACAUUUUGAAGGAAAGAGAGGGGAAAUAUGUAGAAUUUUUAUUUUCUGCUUUUUGUACAGUAAUGUGAGUCACAUUUUUAGUUGUGGGUUAUUUAGAUGACAUCUGUGAUGUCAAGUAUGAAAGUUUGAUCUAUGAAAACCUGGCAAAAUGAACCGUCUGUUAUUAUUUUAUUUUUUUUUCAAAAGCCAAAUAAAAGAUUAACUCCUGGAUUUUUUUUAAAUUGAAAAUGAUCAAAAUCGUCUGGUUGUACUGAUAUAUUUUUCAUUUAGCUCGAGUUUGAGUGUAAGACUAGAUACAAUGUUUGGUUUAGAAAAAUCUCUUGAAUUUGCCUUUCGACCAGGAUUUCUUCAUUUUAUUAUAAACAUGAACAAUCCUCAUAUUGCCUCGUUGUCAACAUAUAUCUUAGAUUUCUGCCUUGUUUGCCAUGUUAUUUCCAUGUCUUGAACUGUGACUGUAGAUUUCCACGGAGGAAUGUUGUUGUGUGGUAUACUGUAUUCUUGUGUUGGGUCUGUACAUGUCAGACAUCUCUUCUGUGUCUGAAUUCUUUUAACAGUUGUACAGUAAUACAUCAUCACUGUCAUUUGAUGUUUUCUUUGGUCUUUCUUAAUGUAGGUAUCCAUCUUAAUUAUAAAGUUUUAGCAAUAAGCUUACCUGUUACUUGAUCAAGUUAAAUUCAUCAUUAAUACAGAAAGACAAUAUUGUGUUAUUUAUUGUUUUGAUUGCUUUCUAACUGCUAUCUAGAUUCCAAUAAAUCUGUUAAAACCA
This is a messenger RNA of Scatophagus argus, 2654 nucleotides long. It is a transcript of the gene arrdc1a, whose product is annotated as arrestin domain containing 1a. NCBI's taxonomy places the organism in Eukaryota, Metazoa, Chordata, Actinopteri, Scatophagidae. The transcript has 8 exons. Gene Ontology annotation, biological process: protein transport. Bases 91 to 1461 code for a protein of 456 amino acids. The record is from RefSeq and is a predicted model, not a curated record. Gene Ontology annotation, molecular function: ubiquitin protein ligase binding; ubiquitin-like ligase-substrate adaptor activity. Gene Ontology annotation, cellular component: cytoplasm.